UACGCCAUAUAUAUAUAUAUAUAUAUAUUGAUAUAACUUGUACUUAGAUACUUAACAAUGGAUCCGAACAAAACGAAAAAUGCCUCAGAAGGCAUAGCACCAAUAGGAAUAAUGGCCCUCAAUGAAACGGCUCUGUCCAAUCAACCAGAGUCAAGAUAUGAGUGUCCAGUUUGCUUGAAUUGGCUCCGAGAUCCAGUAAUAACAACCUGUGGACACAAGUUUUGUAAAAGCUGCAUAACAUCCUGGUUACAGAACAGCGGGCACUGUCCAAUAGACAACAUCAACCUGAGUAUGAAGGUGGACAUCUUCCCCGAUAACUACACCAAGAGGGAGAUACAGGAGCAACGAAUGAAUUGUCCCUUCUCUGAUAAAGGUUGCAAUGUAAAAGUAACUCCUCUGGAUUUGGACGCGCAUAUAGCGGUGUGCGAGUACAACAAGCCGGAAGCUUCGUGUUCUGUUGUGACUAUACCGUGCUCCUUCCACGCGGUGGGAUGCAAGGAGACCUUCACAAACCAGGACGACCUCAACAAACAUCUGCAGAAUGAUAUACAGAGUCAUAUGAGUUUCCUAAUGAACGCGUACUCAGAGGUGAAGAUCACCAACGACAUAUCGAACGCGAGCAGCGCGGACGCAAAGGAGCAGGAGGCGAUCUGUCUGUGGGAUGCGCCAGACAAGAACGGCGGCGAGGCCCCCGCGCCGGACAACACUAGUGCGCUUAUCAGAGCCCUAUACGAGCGAGUGGUUAUUCUAGAGCAGAGGAAUCGAGAACAGGAUAUAGUGAUAGCGAACAUGUCCAAACAGCUGUCGGCAUUCGCCGUGGCCAAGAUGAAACAGAAUAACGACAUGCUGCUGCGUUACUGUAUGGGCCACUACAUAUGGAAGAUCGAUAACUUCAAAGCGAGACUGGAUGCCAUGUUGAAAGACCACUGCAAAAUGUUGUACAGCCCUGGAUUUUAUACGUCGCCUAAUGGAUACAAAUUCUGCGUCCGCCUGAACAUCUCGGCGCAGAACCCGCUGUGCUUCGCGCUGCACGUGCACCUCAUGCGGACGGAGAACGACGAGUUCCUCGAGUGGCCCUUCAACGGACGGAUAUCCUUCGCCAUGAUCAACCGCUACAACCCCGAGAAGACUCAACGCGACACCAUGAUGUCGAACUCAACGCUCGUGGCGUUCAGACGGCCGACCGCCGAGAUCUGCGUGCGUGGGUUCGGGUACACCGAGUACGCCGUGGUCAGCGACGUGGUCAGGGACGGCUUCGUGAGAGACGACGUGCUCAUCAUACGCGUCAACAUACGGAGCGUAUGACAUAUGUGGGAGCGGGACGGCAAUAUGACAUCGCCUAAUGGCCAACCCACACGUACCACAACCUCACCACAUCGCAACGACAAGAUGU
This is a messenger RNA of Aricia agestis (brown argus), 1393 nucleotides long. RefSeq names its product TNF receptor-associated factor 6-like. Gene Ontology annotation, cellular component: plasma membrane signaling receptor complex. Gene Ontology annotation, biological process: protein K63-linked ubiquitination; positive regulation of JNK cascade; regulation of apoptotic process. The coding region runs from base 58 to 1305 and encodes 415 amino acids. The record is from RefSeq and is a predicted model, not a curated record. NCBI's taxonomy places the organism in Eukaryota, Metazoa, Arthropoda, Insecta, Lepidoptera, Lycaenidae. Gene Ontology annotation, molecular function: zinc ion binding; protein binding. The transcript is spliced from 8 exons.